This is a messenger RNA of Aureobasidium subglaciale EXF-2481, 911 nucleotides long. RefSeq lists its product as uncharacterized. Lineage: Eukaryota; Fungi; Ascomycota; Dothideomycetes; Dothideales; Saccotheciaceae. The record is from RefSeq and is a predicted model, not a curated record. The transcript has a single exon. The coding region runs from base 6 to 725 and encodes 239 amino acids.
GAGAUAUGGCAGUGUCACACUUUGGCGCAGAGCUCCCAACCCCAACAGAAGAAGAAGGUUUAGAGAUCCAACUGCAAGCUCGUCUUGCGGUUUCGAUACCCAAUCUCGAGCAACGAACCAUGAAUCUAGAGGAGGACUGGCGGCUUACGCUCAUAUUGAUCGAUCCCGUGGAGCAAGAGAGGUUCUUCGCACUCUGUCAUCAAGAUCAGGAGAACAUGAUCCGUGAGGCACAACAGAAUAUGAUCGAACUUGUUACGCGCAUGGCUCAUCUGCCCCCACAUUAUCAACGUCUCCUCCGGGGCGAGCGUAUGACUCGACAGAUUCAUAUACUGGGACUUAGCCCUGAUGAACAACUUCUUUGGUUGGAAAUCCGAGAAAUGGGUUUAUUGGUGGUAUUCUUGACGGAUGCGAUGGAACAGCGGAAGAAUAAUGGCCAAUCUCAAGCACCUCAGCAGGCACCUCAAGCACCUCAGCAGGAACCUCAAGUACCUCAGCAGGCACCUCAGCCUCCACAGCAAGGACCUCAGCCCCCUGCACAGCAUCUCCAGCAGGAACAACCCCAUCCAGAUGUCAUGGAGAUCGACAUAGACGACAUCCCCAUCAUUGAGCUGCGAGCCAUGAGAGAGGGAGGUUGGGGACCCAAUGAAUACAAUCAAUGGGUCGCGGAAGGUGCGCAGGCUCGAUGGCACGCCGAAUUUGAUAGGAGGAACUUGCCGAGAAAGUGAUCCAUGUUUUCUGCAUGUGGGCGUCCUUCCAGAUCGCUGGUUGACAGUCUCCAUUUUGUUUCGGCGCUAUUUUUACUGUAAGCGUUUUGAUUUAAUGUCUUGACCUUGGGUUCUGUUUGUUUCGUCUUGUCACAUUGUCUGGUCUUUCGCGUCUCAAGUUAAAAAUCAUAAUACACUGAUUCUCCU